AUUUAUGUAUUCGUUUGUGCAAAACUUUGUAAAGAUUCCUAAACUGUUUUACCAUCCUAAUGAGAAAAAUAUGUUAAAAAAUAUUAUCUGAGAAAAACGAAUUAUCGAGUCAGACACCUUCUUUGAUAAAGGUUUUAUAUCAAAGACAAAAUGUGUUGAUGCUGUUCAGGAAGUAGAUAGAAAGACUCGUUUUUGCCCCAUAUUGUCUUUGAGAUUGUGCGUACAAUACAGUAAUGAUAGAUAUGAUUACGACUUUAAAUGUUAUAACAGGAAGUUUAGUUAUUUUGAAUUACUUCUACUUAUGUACUUGUGGACUUCUAGAAACAAAGCUUGACGAUGAUCAAAAAAUUUCGAAUAAACUAUUAGAUAUUUUAGUUCCCAAAAUAACUACUGUUUCUUUAACACAAAAGGGUUAUAUUCAGUUUUUACGCUACACUAAAAAGGUGCCCGUCAUCGAAGAGUUUACUUUUUGUAUAUGGAUGAAGGUAGAUAAUUUUACCUAUCCCCAACCAAUAUUAUCGUAUUCAAAAGACAGCAAAACGAGACUUAUUAGAGUAUGGCUUACACCAGAAGGAGAAGAUAUAAAUUUUGCCAUUAUGGAAAUCCCCGUCUUCAAAAUCCCAUUAAUACUACAAAUAGAUCAAUGGUACCAUUUCUGUACCAGUUGGGAUAACCAGUACGGAGCAUGGGCACUUUACGUGAAUGGUAAAAUUGCAAAAGUAGGCUUCAACCAAGAGUUAAGGGACGUCAUUAUUCCUGAAGGGGGUGACAUAGUUGUUGGCCAGGAAUUGACGGACAUGGACAAGGGUUUAGACGAUGGUAUCGAGGGUACCAUAUUCGGUUUCAACAUGGUACUAUCUUCGGUAUUUGAUUCUGCUGGAGCAACAACCCUCAAGAAACAUCUGAAAGUUUAUGAGGAACCUGUGCGACGUUCUGCAAUUUUUCAUCGUAGUCGGCGUCGUUCUGGCACCGAGACCCUGAUCGAAUUACCUUACGGAAUGGAUUUUCCACGACCGUUGCCGCAUUUUGUUCGUACUUCCCCUCUGCAUUCACCGGAAGCUAUUUCAUUCGAUGGAAAGUACACAGACCCCUUCGGAAAAUUCAUGUCGCAGGAAAUUAACGCAGACACGAUGUCAGUUGCAUCGAAAAAGACGAAAUACCAACGUCCCAGAAGAGCUACGAGUGAAAUUAAAAAGUCCUUGGGCUAUCAACUAGUACGUCUCAGCUUUAAUGAGUGCACAUUGGGAAAUGGGUCGCCUCUAGGUGAUAUAAAUGUACUGAUAAGUUGGACGAAGACGUCGGUGAGGGUGUUCGGUGGGGCGGUUCUGAACAAAGUGGAGCCUUUUUGUUAGGUUCAACCCUUCUUUUUCUAGCAGAUUUGAUGGACAAUUUCAAAGAAUGAAACAAAAAAGAUAAUGUUGCCGUUUGGCGAAGUAUUUCACUCUUUGUAGGCAGGAAUAUAGUUAAAAAUGAAUGCAUUACAGACUCCUGGAGAAAAAACUGGAAAAACGAAAGAAUUUUCCCCUUUUGUAUGUAUAAAGAAAACUUUUGUUAUUGUAUUUGGUACAGAAUAAAGUGAGU
This is a messenger RNA of Agrilus planipennis (emerald ash borer), 1581 nucleotides long. RefSeq lists its product as uncharacterized. Lineage: Eukaryota; Metazoa; Arthropoda; Insecta; Coleoptera; Buprestidae. The transcript has 5 exons. Bases 234 to 1352 code for a protein of 372 amino acids. The record is from RefSeq and is a predicted model, not a curated record.